AUGGUCUUGCAUGACACUCAAUGGGCCAACAAUUACCAGCUAUUCCUUGAGGACUCAUCCACAAUCAGAAGUGCCAGCCCAGUCGAGAAACAGUAUUUCUUUGCAUCUUAUAGUACCCAUAUCGCGCCAAAUUUGCGAUCCCUUGAAGCCAACUUUUGGAUCUGGACCAAUGUCUUGGCCGCCAUCCAUCCUCCCCCAGGAACAACGGUUCACCUCCACGUCAUUGAAGCACACCGAGGGGACUACGAUACCGAGUAUCUGUUCGUAGAUACUUGCAUUCGUCUCGUUGGUGCAGGUCUUGUCUGGCACUACCUUGAACCAGUCCACGAGGACAGAAAUUAUCGAGCAAUCCUGCUAUUCCGAGGAACAUCUCUAAACCCGGCCACAUAUCGAACUUCAAAUGGAUCGCUUGACAGGGAACCCAUGGGUGCAUGGGCGGACGGUAAUCUGUUUGGUGUAGCAGGAUGA
Molecule: messenger RNA, 468 nt
Organism: Aspergillus nomiae NRRL 13137
Lineage: Eukaryota; Fungi; Ascomycota; Eurotiomycetes; Eurotiales; Aspergillaceae
Exons: 1
Coding region: 1-468 (155 amino acids)
Source: RefSeq, a predicted model, not a curated record